UACGCUACGCUCGACUCAGCUCUGCUCCGUCGGAUGGAUAUAGAACCCCUUAGUUCGUAUUCCUCUCCCUGUCGGCCAGGAACCCCCGGUCGACCGCCUUACCUUACUUCCCCGGCAGACCUUCCCUGCCUUCGGCCGAACCUCGCGACCCUCCACCACGGAUCGGGGUCCUAUCCUAAAAGCGUCCCGGUGCCGACCCGCGUACCCGUGCCGCGUCCUGGACCUCCUGGGCCUCCAGGAACCCGGGACCCACCUCGACCUCGCUCGGAAAGGACCCCAGCCGCACUUGCCACGUGGCUAUCCGAAAACAAAGCCAAUUAGGAUGAGCAAAGUGAGACUGGCAUGUGAACGGUACAACGGCAUCACGCGGGCGACGCCUUCUGGUCGUGCUGGGUCGACGUCGACCUGGCAUCCACCUCCCUUGAAGAGGACGUGAGUGCGAAGCGAGAACCUUGUGCCGCGACCGGGGGGGUCGGGACGUGGUGGUUUCCAGGAGAAGUUGUCCCAGAGGAUGAGACGCGACCAGUGAUGCUCUUAGGGGUUGACGAAUGUCAACAAUGGCUUCGAAUGGGAGCGAACCGUGUUCCGCCGGAUGUCGAGCUGGAUACGGACGAGAUAAGUGGACGAAACGAACCGUCGCGUGGAAGCAGGGACAAGUUCCAGAGCGAAGGCCUAGGUGGCGCCCCGUGGGCAAAACAAAAUGGCGGCGACCCAACGCGCGGCCUCCAAGACACGUCGAAGGCCUCGCUGGAGAACUUCGGAAUACAAAUGACCGUCGUGGGCGCGUUUCUUCGACCGAAGAGGUACGACCGUCGUCGAUUGUCGCCUUCCGUCGCCCAGCACAACUUGCAUCGACUUUAUGACCGGAAUACUCAAAAUGGCCGCCAUAUCGGGCCGAUGAGUCGCCUUCGACGGUCACCGACGCCUCUAGUUGCGGGAAGAUGCAUCUCGUCUUCCCACUACUUUUGGACCAUUCAAGACCUUGUUCAUGGCGACGGAAAACUCCUUCGAGCGUUGGCAAUAGAAAUAGGUGGCCUUUGGAGGUGUAAUGGAGAUGGGUUGAUGGUUGCUUUUCGGGCGUUUCUUAUUCGGAACUCGGGGAUGGUAAAAGUCGGCGUUUUUCGGUUUCGACCACAGUCGGCCGUCAACACAUGGCGGAGUGGCGCGGUAAAUAAAUUUCCAUGAACGAUAAAUUUUGAGGGAAGGUGCGGAGGGGAGACCAAGAGACUCGGCGGUGCAACACCUGUCUUCACGGUGUGGGUGCUCUAUGAGAAGGGGCGACAAAAAUAAUGUAUGCACCCCUGUGUACACGGCCGAGUCGGGCCACCUGAACCUGCAGGCAAACCGACAUCAUUUGGACCGGCUGCGUCGUUAGUUGCGGCUGUAACAACGACUUAAUAAAUAACUCGUUUCGUUCUACCGCGAUGUCGUUACUCCGACCUCGUGGUUUCAUUGCGCGAGACGUACCGCUUGAAAACCUCGGUACUCGUCUUACUCUCUCGAAAAAGCCUCAGCCAAUUGCUCUUUAAACGGUACCAGUCAAUAUCGUGCCAUGGGAAAGAAUUCAUCGAGCCGAAAGAAAAAUAUUUCUUCGAUUCCAGCUC
Orussus abietinus is the source of this 1604-nucleotide messenger RNA. RefSeq lists its product as uncharacterized. The transcript has 2 exons. The record is from RefSeq and is a predicted model, not a curated record. Lineage: Eukaryota; Metazoa; Arthropoda; Insecta; Hymenoptera; Orussidae. The coding region runs from base 529 to 1185 and encodes 218 amino acids.